UCCCUACCCUGUGGGUCAGGUUCGGCCUCCUAAGCUUAAAGGAGAACUUUGACUUUCAGCAAAGUCCGGGGCCCACGCCGAGGGCAUAUGGUAGCAACAGGCACAGUGUCAUAGAUGGCCUACAUAACUGCAAUGUUGAUGAGGGACCUGGAAUGGGGAGUGUCAGUGCUUUUAAAUAUCCCCCCCCCUCUAUUUUUUGCCUCCUCUAAAGCCCUCAAAGAAGUGGAAAUCAAAUGACAAGGGAAGAGAAACCUAUCUCUUUGACAUCUAGUGAGUGGUUUGUAUCUGAAUCACCCAAGUGACUCAAAGUCCCAGAUUCAGGAAACCAGAAACAAUCAUGAAAAUACAUUCUCACUGGAGAAAAGGCACUAACAGAGGAAGAGAGCAGUAGACAAGUGCCUUUGAGGCUGAAUAAGCCUGAAGUCCAAAGCUCAACAUUCACGAAAGGAUUUUUUUUUCAUUCUAAGUUAACAGAGUCGUGUUCUGAUCAAGGAACCAUAUCCCAUCAGACACCAUGCGGUGUUCCAUCAGGCGUGGCAUCAUAACCUCAGUGGGCAUCGGAUUCCUGUGGUUCUUCAUCACUUUGAAAGUCCCCAGGGAAAUUGAAGAUGAUCAAAACAUGAUGGCUUUCAAAGGCCAAGUAGCAACCCCUGCUCUCAAGGAGGACAAUUAUGGCAAAAGAAGAGACCUGAGCCUGAUGGAAGCCUGGCAGAAUCAUACCUUCCAGUAUAUUAAGACAAUUCAGCAGAGAAGAAAGACAUGGCUGACAGUGGGGAUCUCCUCAGUGCCACGACCAGAUCAAAGCAGCCUCUUGUACACCCUGGUCUCCCUGUUCCAUGCUUCCUCUAAGACUGAGCAGAAACGUCUCACGGUCCUGAUUCACCUGGCACAUUCUGACCUCUCCUGGCUCAAAGAAACUGUUGCCCAUAUUUCAACCCUCUUCAGCACACAGAUCUCAGCAGGGCAGUUGCUACUGAUUCAUGCUCCCUCUGAUGCCUACCCCACCAUGGAUGCCAUGAGGAAGAAGACCCACAAUGGGGAAUUCUACUCCAGGCAGAAUAUAGAUCAUGCCUUCCUCAUGAGUUUUGCCGCAAAGCUCUCUGAAUACUUCCUGUUAUUGGAGGACAAUGUCCAUUGUGCCUCCAGCUUUAUCACCCACAUUCAUCGGAAGGUGGACGCCAUGAGGUCCAACCCCUGGGUGUUACUGGAGUUCUCUAAUAUGGGCUUCCUUGGCAAACUCUUCCACAGCAGGGACCUCCCACUUCUGGCUCAUUUCCUCCUCCUCUUCUACAAGGAAAAGCCCCUUGAUGGGCUGAUCCCCCACUUCCGUACCCUCCUAGCUCAGAAAAACCCAAUCCUCUGCAGACCGUUCCUUUUCUACAACAGGUUCUCCUACUAUACCUCUAAUGACAGCCAGAAGGCCACAUCAUUUCGGAAAAAGAACCCCUAUGGUCCUGACAACCCACCUGCAGCCAUUUUCACCAAUAUGAAGGUUUUUGAUGUUCAUUUCCCCUGGGAGGCCUACACUCUGGAUGAGUCAUUCUUCUGGACCCACGAUGUUAGUGCAGGGAACCACCUGACAGUCAUUUUGAACCAUCCAGCGAAUUUGAGCAGAGUGCAAGUGUUGACAGGCACCAUUGUGGAUGGAAAGCAUGCCCUGGAGAAGGGGCAAGUGGAGCUGGGCUAUGACCCUGAGGGAAUGCCUCAAUACUGUACCAGCUUUGCCUUGCUGGGCCACCUCUUGGAAGGGCAGAUGAAUCAGGAGAUUCUCAACAGUAUGGGGUACGAUGUAAGCUGUGUAAGGCUGGUGGUGAAAGCUAAUCAGGUUGGCGGUCUCAUAAUCAGGCAUAUUUACCUCUGGGAAGAAAAUUCCAAAUAUAUGGAAGCAGCUCAGAGUUGGAUGUGAAAAAUUAAAGUCUUGAAGCUGUUCCA
This is a messenger RNA of Hyaena hyaena (striped hyena), 1932 nucleotides long. RefSeq names its product alpha-1,3-mannosyl-glycoprotein 4-beta-N-acetylglucosaminyltransferase-like protein MGAT4E. The coding region runs from base 515 to 1906 and encodes 463 amino acids. Gene Ontology annotation, biological process: protein N-linked glycosylation. NCBI's taxonomy places the organism in Eukaryota, Metazoa, Chordata, Mammalia, Carnivora, Hyaenidae. Gene Ontology annotation, molecular function: acetylglucosaminyltransferase activity. The record is from RefSeq and is a predicted model, not a curated record. The transcript has 6 exons.